Messenger RNA from Paramuricea clavata, 3159 nucleotides. Lineage: Eukaryota; Metazoa; Cnidaria; Anthozoa; Malacalcyonacea; Plexauridae. The record is from the annotation of a GenBank genome assembly.
GCCGUUUUAGGGUUUAAAGGGCAUAUUGAUUACUUUAAUAUUGAAUUCAGUACACAUUGUUUACGACGAAGUAAAGUUUCGAAUUUUUAGAAGAAUAGUUUAGGGCAAAUCACGCGAUGUCGGCUAAAAUAACCGAUACUUUUCAUGUUGUGAAGAAAACUGAUUCAGUUUCAAAAAAGUUUCCUCAGAAAAAGGUAAAAAAUGAAGUGAAAGAUAAGGCUGAUCAGCAACAAAAAGGUGAGGAGACCGAGACGAAACUGGGCAACUUUGGGCAAGGUUUGCACAUGGUUUAGUAAUAUGAUUCGAUUCUGUGGAAAGACUCGAAUUUACUUGUCAAGAGUAGAUUGGGCAGCCUAUAUACAGUAGAGUACCAGCGCUCUCCUGACAAGUAAAAACAAAUGGUGUUAAAAUUAUCUGUCGUUAGACGGAGUAAAUAAUAAAGUAUGGCACAAUGCAACUUAAUGGUUUAAAUAUUUACAGUAGGCUGUUGCGGUGUAUUGUAAAAUUUUGAUAUAUCAAUCUCAAGAAAAAAAUAUCGACUAUAGCAAAAUUACAAAAUGUAGUUUAGUCAACGGGUCAUUCCAGAAAAGAUCCACACUCCCCCCACGGAGGAAAUUUCUGCUGUCCGGAGGGGGAGGGGAGACAAAAUUGUUUCUGAUAAUAGUAAAUGUAUUAGGACAUCCGAAGGGGGUAGGAGGGUUAACUUCCUAUUUCCUCUGUGGGGGUGGUAUGGAUGUUUUCUGGAAUGACCCAAUAUACUGCAUCACAAACAGCAAAAAACAAAGUUGCAUGAAACUGAUUGAAUAUCAAAAGGUUUAUUUAUGACAAUUUGGUCAUUUUAUGAAUGUGAAAAAGAUUUAUUUACUAUUUUAUAUUGAUAUUUUUGACAUUUCGAUAUUUAUCAACUACACUGAUAUACCGCAACAGCCUAAUUUACAGCAGAGUGCGAGUGCAUUCUUUAUUAAGAGAUUCCCAGGGUUCCCAUGUGAUUUUUGUACAGAAUGUGAUAUAAGGGUAUAAAUAAUGAACAGCUCCUACAGAAAGUUAGACUUAAUAUCCUAAUAACUGCUUGUGUUGUAGUUUAUCCAGCAGCAAAAGAUGUCCACGAUUUGAAUAUUAUACGUGAUUUUGAUCUGAGAUGUGAAUAUGGCCCGUGUAUAGGUUUGUACCAUUCCUUUGGUUUGUACUGUAACUACUAGUGAAAAGCAAACACUACGAGCUGUGGUCUAUGCAGAAAGAUAGAGGCUCACAGCUCAGAGAUAUGAACAUGAUCAUUAAUUUAGGCAUAUCAAGACUUGAAAGAUGGACAAGAGCUCAAGAUUAUGGCCUUGAACCCCCUGCUAAGGUGAAGAAAAUCAUUGAGGAACAUAUCAAUGACACCAAAUUCACACAAUGGUUUGUAUGCUGAAUUGUUGCAAUUAUUAUAGAAAAGUGUAAAGAUCAGGUUUGGCUGAGCAAGAGGUUAUUUGAAAACCAAUGUUCCUGGUUUAAAAUAGCCAGACUAUGUUUGGUGGAUAAUUAACCAGGGUCCAGUGGCAGACACUAGGGGUGGGGGCAAGGGGGGGGGGGCUGCACCUCCGCCCACCAAUAAGUUUGAAAGACCUAUAAAAGUCUGCUUCCACAUAUCACAAUUAUCAUAUACAAUAAUCAAGUGAGCCAUAUUCUGAAAGAUCCAUAUAUCUUACAGCCUCAAACAAACACCAAAAACCCCUUAAUAAUAUACAUAUUGAACAUUUUGCCCAUCCCCCCCCCCCCCCCCCCCCCCUUUCCCCCCCCCCCCCCCCCCACCCUUCUGCAAGUGUCUGCCACUGCCAUGGGUCCCUGGCUUUUCUCAGACACUCGUUUUCCUUGAAGUAUUCCAUAUUGUUUUAUUAAUAAUAUUAUAUUAAUAAUUUAUAAAUAUUGAUUAUAAUAAUAGUUUAUAUUAUUUCCUACUUACUUUUUUUUUACUUUUUCUAGUUUAUGGUAUGAAGAAGAGCUUUUAUAAGGAGAUGUCUGCAACAUUUUAACAUUUCUAGUUUUAAGAUGACAAGUAUAACUUGAGACCACUUGACUAUAAUGACUAAGCUGGGAAAUGCAUAAACCGACAGUACUGAAAAUUGCUUGUAAUUAAUUUAUCUUGUAAUUCAGUCUCUGCACAGGCUACGAUAGCCACACAAGUUGCAAUCAUGAAAUCCAACAGAAAUUUUGUAUUCUAUGCUGCCCAACAAGCCUAAAAAUAAGCGGCCGGUCAUGGAUAUUGUCCGAUACGAGAAGGUAAUUGUCCGGUAACACUGGUUUUUGCCGGACAGUUUGUCCGGCAGCAUAUUACAGUAAUACAGCAACACUUUGUCAGGCACCGUUGAAAAUAUAUUUUCAGGCUUGCUGCCCAGAAGCUUUGGACAGGUUUUAGAUAUUAGGGAGGUUUAGAUUUUGGCUUCCACUAGUUACCGCUAUACCAUUAACCAAUCAGUUGCAUUUAAUUUACCCAAAAAACCAAUCUACUUGUGAGAGGUAGUGGUAAUGCCUGAUGGUAGUAGAAGUCAAAUCUGAACCUCUCGAUUACAAAAAAAGGUAGUUUGUCUUUCGUUACAGUAAUGCACCAAAAAGAUUGGAGUGAAUCGUAUGUGUUUGUAUGUGUUUCUUCUUGUUUUACGAAGAUGUAGUUUCAGGUUACCGAAUAUCGUUUAGAAAACUGUGAUUUAUGUACCAUACUUUAUCUUACAAAGUACACCUAGAGUCUUACGUUUGUACUAGCUCGAGUAUGCGGGAGUAUAAUCACAUUUGGAGUAUCAGCUAGAAAUGUAGAUUUAUUACACCCUGACAGUUCGUCUUGUGUUUCUACAAAGACAGAUCGAUAGUCUGCGAAACGGAUGAUGCAUGAAUCUUAGUUUACAUCAAGUCAGCCAUUGCUCCGUUUUGAAGGAUUUAUGUAAGAAAACGUAUUUGCACUAACUUGUACAUUACGCCACUCCUACAGCGAACGAGUCUGUCUGUUGCAUCUUUUUAUAACAUUCCAAACUGCAGAGAGGUAGCUUCGUCCGAGAGCACAAGUACCGUUUUACGUUUGCACAGCCUUCAACUGCACACAUCACUGCCCUUGACGGAGGACUAUAAAAUUAGGAAAUUAAAUAAACUUCAAAUUUAUUAUGCUUUAUACCAUAAAAACAUGCUAUCCGG